AUGAAGAAAUUGCGGCAAAAGUAUGCUAAGAAGGACAAGAAAAAAGAAAGUGGUUCUAAGAAAAGAGGAUCCAAUAGUUCUACAAGUAAAGCUCCCACCAAGAGAAGAAAAAUUUUCAAAGGAAUUUUCAGAGAUGAGCUUCCUAAGAUUUUAUUGAAAGCCGUAUUAAAAAAGAUACAAGUUUAUAAGCACAUAGAUACAUAUGUUAACCAUAGAUAUAUAGUGUUCAAGAUUGAUGGUCAGCAAGUUGUUGUUGAGAAAGUUGGCGAAGAUCAAGAGACACAUGAAGAUCUUGCUAACAACUUGCCUCCUAAUGAAUGCCGCUAUGCUAUUUCUGACUGUGAUUUCACUACUAAUGAAAAUGUCCAGAAGAGCAAGAUUUUCUUCAUUGCUUGGUCACCAGAAACAGCAAGGGUAAGAAGUAAGAUGUUGUAUGCAAGCUCCAAAGAUAGAUUCGGGAGGGAAUUCGAUGGUGUACAGGUUGAAUUGCAGGCUACAGAUCUGAGUGGAAUGAACUUAGAUACCUUCAUAGAUCUCUCUGAAAUGUGUCUAAACUGUUGGGGCCUUUUAUUCAGUCACUAG
Molecule: messenger RNA, 582 nt
Organism: Capsicum annuum
Lineage: Eukaryota; Viridiplantae; Streptophyta; Magnoliopsida; Solanales; Solanaceae
Product: actin-depolymerizing factor-like
Exons: 3
Coding region: 1-582 (193 amino acids)
Biological process (GO): actin filament depolymerization
Cellular component (GO): actin cytoskeleton; cytoplasm
Molecular function (GO): actin filament binding
Source: RefSeq, a predicted model, not a curated record